GCUGCGAACCUGAUUAAACCUAGUGAUCAAUGCUCUGUCCUCCACCUGUGAACUUCCCAUCCUUCCCAUCCUGCCCAUCCUCUGUUGGCUUCCUCAGGGCAAUUCCUGGAAGAAGGAGUUUCCAACUGUCCCCGCUACAGGGGUUGGGGCUCAGGGAAGACUCCAUCUCCCGCUUCUGACCCGUGCCAGGGUGCGUGGCCCUUCCUGGUGAAACCGGUGCCGGUCUCUUCCAACCGGCCUCCCCUCCCUGGGCAAUCGGGAGCUGAGUGGAGCCAGCCCGAAUGAAGAGGGGCUCAGCAUCCUCACCGUCUCUGAGCAAUGGCUUCAGCCUGCCCAGCCUGACCAUCAGCGGAGCUCCAUCGUCCCCGUGUGGCAGCUUGGAGCCGACAUCCCGUCGCAGCCCGCACCAACCUGGGCAGGUCCACAGUCCCAGUGAGAUGCCACGUGCCACAGGAACUGUCCGUGUCUACCUUCCCAACAAGCAACGCACCGUGUCUAACCUGAGUCCCUCCGUCUGGCUUCACAGCGGAGCCUACCCUGAGCUUGAUGAUGGACCCUCACUGUCGCCCAUGCCCUCAGCCCCAAUGGACCAACUGCUGACCCCUCAGUCACCUGCAAGGCUUGCACCCCCGGCCUUCACCUUCCCGUGCCCCUGCCCGCCUGUCGAGGGGCAGCUACAACGACAACGUUCAACCUCCACCCCCAACGUCCACAUGUCCAGCACCAUUGCGCCAGUCAGCGUGAGUGAUGUCGAGAGCAACCCCGCCGUGUGUCUGUCUCUGUCUGACCCCGGAGCAACCCCGCCGUGUGUCUGUCUCCGUCUGACCCCGGAACAACCCCCCACCGUGUGUCUCUGUCUCCGUCUGGCCCCGAAGCGACCCACUCCACGCAGCAGCAAGCAGUCCCCGAGCCCCCCGCACUCGGCCUCGCCUCACGGUCCUCCGACCCCCCAGCCGAAAUCGCCGGUGACUCCGACCCGCGAGAGGAAGCUGUCGUCGCCGUCAGAUGAGCGGAGGAGAGUGCGCACUCGGCCCUACAGAGACUCCAGCAUCUACUGGGAGAUCCACAGCAGCGAGAUUGCCAUCCUGAAGAGGAUCGGGGCUGGCUCCUUUGGCACAGUCUACAAAGCCAAGUGGCAUGGCGACGUUGCCAUCAAGAUCCUGAAAGUGACGUACCCAACUCCAGAGCAGCUCCAGGCCUUCAAGAAUGAAGUGCUGGUCCUCAGGAAAACACGGCACGUCAACGUCCUCCUGUUCAUGGGCUUCAUGACCAAGCCUCAAAUGGCCAUCGUGACCCAGUGGUGUGAAAGUAGCAGCCUGUACCGUCACCUACACGUCCUGGAGACCAAAUUCGACACCUUCCAGCUGAUCGACAUUGCUCGGCAAACUGCGCAAGGCAUGGACUACCUUCACGCAAAGAAUAUCAUCCACAGAGAUCUGAAAUCAAACAACAUCUUCCUGCACGAGGGGCUGACUGUGAAAAUCGGAGACUUUGGGCUGGCUACGGUGAAAUCUCGGUGGAGUGGCUCCCAGCAGGUGGAGCAGCCAAGUGGCUCCAUUCUGUGGAUGGUAAGUUACAUGCCAUUGCCCAGGCCGGAGUGA
Molecule: messenger RNA, 1601 nt
Organism: Rhincodon typus (whale shark)
Lineage: Eukaryota; Metazoa; Chordata; Chondrichthyes; Orectolobiformes; Rhincodontidae
Product: RAF proto-oncogene serine/threonine-protein kinase-like
Exons: 12
Coding region: 282-1601 (439 amino acids)
Biological process (GO): protein phosphorylation
Cellular component (GO): mitochondrion; cytosol
Molecular function (GO): protein kinase activity; ATP binding
Source: RefSeq, a predicted model, not a curated record